UUGUAUUCACCUGAAUUACACUCCAGGGAUACUCUUUCAAAACCGAAAGUAAAAAAGAUCCCAAUAAAAUCCAAAAUAUCAAGACGAAUUUUGAAGAUACCAUAAACAUCACAUUACAGUGUGAAGUCAGUUUGUCAUCAUGGAGAACAGAGAGAGCAGAACAGACAGAUCUCACAGCUGUGUGUCUCUGAAUAGUGUCAGAUCCAAGGAUUGUCCUCUGGUUUUCAGUAAUAAACCAGUGACCUCUGACCCCAGCGGAGCAGAUGGAGAGCGAAGCAUCUCUGGAGGAGUCUCCUCUGUCUUCUGUCUGAACAACACGAGCGUUACAGCGUCUCUGAAUAAACCUGAUCAAGCAGUGAAUGAUGAACUACAGAGAGUCAAAGAGCAGCACAAAACCAGCAUGAAGAACAAGUAUGAGAGAUUAUGUGAGGGACUGAAACUCCAGGGGAAUGAAAGCCUCCUGAACAGCAUCUACACACAGCUCUACAUCAUAGAGGGAGAGAGAGAAGGAGUGAAUGAAGAACAUGAGGUUUUACAGAUGGAGAAAACAGCCAGAACACAACACUCACAAGACACUCCAAUCUACUGCAAUGACAUCUUUAAAGCCUCCACUGAAGCAGGAUCUGAGGAGAAUGAGCAGAUCAAGACUGUUCUUACUAAAGGCAUCGCUGGAAUUGGAAAAACCGUUUCUGUGCAGAAGUUCAUUCUGGACUGGGCCAUGGGAAAAGCCAAUCAGGAUGUAGAUUUCAUGUUUGUGCUUCCAUUUCGAGAGCUGAACUUGAUCCGAGAUCAUCAGUACAGUCUUCACAGACUUCUGCUGGAUUUUCAUCCUGAACUUCAAGAUCUGGACUCACAGAUUUAUGAGGAGUGUAAAGUUGUGUUCAUCUUUGAUGGUCUGGAUGAAAGCAGAAUCACACUGAUGUUUUCAGACGCUCAGAAAGUUUGUGAUGUGACUGAGACUUCAUCAGUGGCUGUGUUGAUGUCAAAGCUCAUGAAAGGAGAGCUGCUUCCCUCUGCUCUCAUCUGGAUCACCUCCAGACCAGCAGCAGCCAAUCAGAUCCCCUCCAAAUACAUCCACCGUCUGACAGAAAUUCAGGGAUUCACUGAGCCUCAGAAGGAGGAAUAUUUCAGGAAGAGAAUCGGUGAUGAGCAUCAAGCCAGCAGAAUCAUCUCACACAUCAGAAGAGCAAGAAGCCUCCACAUCAUGUGCCACAUCCCCGUCUUCUGCUGGAUCUCAUCCACUGUGCUUCAGAAGCUGGAAGAAGAUCUGAGUGCAGAAAUCCCUCAAACUCUGACUGAAAUGUACAUCCACUUCCUGCUGAUUCAGAUCAACAUGAGGAAGCAGAAGUAUGAAGAGAGAGAUCCAGAGAAACUCCUGCCGUCCAACAGAGAAGUGAUUGUGAAACUUGCUGAAGUGGCUUUCAAACAGUUGAUGAAGGGCAAUGUGAUGUUCUAUGAGGAGGACCUUAUUAAGACUGGGAUAGACGUCACUGACGCCUCAGUGUAUUCUGGGAUUUGUACUGAGAUCUUUAAGCAGGAAUCUGUGAUUCAUCAGAGGAAAGUUUACAGCUUCAUUCAUCUGAGUGUUCAGGAGUUUCUCGCUGCUUUCUAUGUGUUUUACAACCACAUUAGGAGCACUACAGAAGCAUGUUUUGAUUCACUGCAUGAUUUGUACAAAAGAGUAAUUAGUAAAGCUCUUGAGAGUGAGAAUGGUCAUCUAGAUCUGUUCGUGCGGUUCCUGAUGGGCAUCUCAAUGGAGUCCAAUCAGAGACUCUUACAGGAUCUACUGACACACACAGAGAACAGCUCAGAGAGCAUCAGGAGAACCACACAGUACAUUAAACACAGGAUCAAGAGUCUAAAUGAUAAUGAUGAGCUGUAUGUAAAUGAAAUUAAUGAGCAACAUGAACAAGUUAAAAAACAUCUCUCAGUUGGUCAAUCCAUCAAUCUGUUCCUCUGUCUGCUGGAAGUGAAAGAUCAGACUCUGUCCAGAGAGAUUCAGGAGUUUGUGAAAUCAGACAAACACUCAGAGAAACUAUCUCCUGCUCAGUGCUCAACAAUCUCCUACAUGCUUCAGAUGUCAGAGGAGAAGCUGGAUGAGCUGGACCUCAAGAAAUAUAACACAUCAGAUGAGGGGAGAAGAAGACUGAUACCAGCUGUGAUCAACUGCAGAAAAGCUCUUCUUUAUGGCUGUAAUCUCACUGAACAGUGUUGUGAGUGUUUGUCAUCAGCUCUUCAAACCUCAAACUGUGUCCUGAGAGAGCUGGAUCUGAGUAACAAUCACCUGUGGGAUUCAGGAGUGAAGCUGCUCUCUGGUGGACUGAAGAAUCCAAGUCAGUUGCAUAAACUAAGUCUUGCUGGCUGUAAUCUCACUGCUCAGUGUUGUGAGAGUUUGUCAUCAGCUCUAAAAUCCUCAAACUGUUUCCUGAGAGAGCUGGAUCUGAGUAACAAUGACCUGCAGGACUCUGGUGUAAAGUUUAUUUCUGACGGAUUGAAGAGUCCAGACUGUCAGCUGCAGAUACUGAGGAUGUCUGGCUGUAUGAUGUCAGAGGAAGGCUGUGGUUAUUUGUCUUCAGCUCUGAGUUCAAACCCCUCACACCUGAGAGAGCUGGAUCUGAGCUACAAUCACCCAGGACCAUCAGGAGUCCAGCUGCUCAACCACAAACUGCAGGAUCCAAACUAUACACUGAAGAAACUAAAUGUGGAUCAUGGAAGAGAGAUCAGGAUGACGGCAGGACUACGGAAGUAUGCCUGUUAUCUCACACUGGAUCCAAACACAGCGAACCCUCGACUCAUUCUGUCUGAUGAGAACAGGAAAACCACACAUGUGAAAGAUCAUCAGCCGUAUCCUGAUCAUCCAGAGAGAUUUGAUGUUCCUCAGGUUCUGUGUGUGGAGAGUCUAACUGGACGCUGUUACUGGGAGACUGAAUGGAACGGAUUUGCUGAAAUAUCAGUGACAUAUAAAGUGAUUGGCAGAAAAGGACCAAAACAUGACUGUUGGUUUGGAAACGGUGACAAAUCCUGGAGUCUGUACUGCAGUCCUGAAAGUUUCACUGUCCGUCACAAUAAUAACGGCACUGAUUUACCUGCUGUCUAUCCAUCCAUUAAUAGAGUAGGGGUGUAUGUGGAUGUGUCUGCUGGUGUUCUGUCCUUCUACAGUGUCUCUGACACACACACACUCACACACUUACACACAUUCAACACCACAUUCACUGAACCCCUCUACGCUGGAUUUAAGGUUUAUUUGAAUUCUUCUGUGUCUCUGUGUGCGAUUACAAAGUAGACAUGUCCAAAAGCAAACAAAAGUUGCAGUUUUCUAUACAAUGUUUGAGUUGCAGUGCUUAUCACAUAUUGUAUGUGAAUUCCGGUAUCAAUUCAGACAGCACUAGCAUAUCAUUGUUUACUAUAG
Messenger RNA from Carassius auratus (goldfish), 3409 nucleotides. Its product is annotated as NACHT, LRR and PYD domains-containing protein 12-like. NCBI's taxonomy places the organism in Eukaryota, Metazoa, Chordata, Actinopteri, Cypriniformes, Cyprinidae. Bases 140 to 3283 code for a protein of 1047 amino acids. The transcript is spliced from 8 exons. The record is from RefSeq and is a predicted model, not a curated record. Gene Ontology annotation, molecular function: protein binding.